CCAGCGAAGAGAUUGUCUAUCAAUGAAGUAGUAAUAGCAGGGAACAUCUUGGCAGAGCAGAAGGAGGAGGAGAGCUUUAUUGAAACCUUUGAAAGCUCGUCGUGGCCACGUUCCCUUCUUUCAUUCACUGAAUUCCAGAGGUGACCAACAACAAGGGAAAAAAAUGAAGUUAAUCAUUGGCAUUGGCGGAGUGACCAACGGUGGGAAGACCACUUUGACAAAUCGACUCAUUAAGACGUUACCCAACUGCUGUGUUGUGCAUCAGGAUGACUUCUUCAAGAAACCCGAUCAAAUAGAAGUCGGGGAGGACGGCUUUAGACAGUGGGAUGUGAUCACCGCUCUGGACAUGGAGGCUAUGUUCAGCACGGUGAGAGGCUGGCAGGAGAACCCGGUUAAGUUUGCUCGCUCGCACGGUGUCAGCCUGUCAUCUGACGCUGAAGAGGCCGUAGGGAUCCAUGUCCUCAUCGUGGAGGGCUUCCUCAUCUACAACUACCAGCCUCUAGUCGACAUCUAUAACAAAUGUUUCUACAUUUCCAUUCCUUAUGAGGAGUGCAAAAGGAGGAGAAGUACAAGAACAUACACAGUCCCUGACCCUCCCGGUCUGUUUGACGGCCAUGUCUGGCCCAUGUACUUAAAACACAGGAAACAGAUGGAGGACAACUGUGACGGCAUAGAGUACCUCGAUGGGAUGACAUCAAAGGAUGACAUCUACAACAAAGCCUGUGAAAGCAUUCGGAAUUAUCUGCAGAACAGUUUAUAGCAGAACGAGGAUGACAGAGGAUUUGUGUAUAGACAUGUAAAUAUCAUUUUGUGUAACACCACUUGUGUACUUCAUGCCUAUGAUAUGAUUACUGAUUUGUAAAUAAUUAGUCAUAUAGCAAAUGAAGAACUGACGGCAAAAGGAACGUGUUUUGUAUGAUUGUAACCAUUUCUGAGAUAAGGCGCCUCUGGACUGCCCAGUGUUAACAUCAGAAACAGAUAGAAACUGAAAUGUACCCUGGGAAGAAAGAUUUGUGUACCAAAACCUAAAGAAACGACUGAAUCC
Molecule: messenger RNA, 1045 nt
Organism: Thalassophryne amazonica
Lineage: Eukaryota; Metazoa; Chordata; Actinopteri; Batrachoidiformes; Batrachoididae
Gene: nmrk2
Product: nicotinamide riboside kinase 2
Exons: 8
Coding region: 164-760 (198 amino acids)
Cellular component (GO): cytoplasm
Source: RefSeq, a predicted model, not a curated record